Trifolium pratense (red clover) is the source of this 2213-nucleotide messenger RNA. Its product is annotated as pentatricopeptide repeat-containing protein At1g79080, chloroplastic-like. Gene Ontology annotation, molecular function: protein binding. The transcript has a single exon. Lineage: Eukaryota; Viridiplantae; Streptophyta; Magnoliopsida; Fabales; Fabaceae. The coding region runs from base 303 to 2018 and encodes 571 amino acids. The record is from RefSeq and is a predicted model, not a curated record.
GGCAGACGCUGCUGAAUUUAUCUCGGAACACAGAAUCUGUGUCUCUGAUGUUCGUUCGAAAAUUUCCUCACUGGUAUAUCUCUCUUUCAUUCUCUCUCUAUAUUCUCACUCAAUUCAUCAUUAUGUAUUGUAGUACAUGAAAUGAUUUAUGUAUUGUUGUACAAGAAAUGUCUUUAGUUUCAUCAUCAUAGUUAAAGCGCACACAAAGUAUUUGUAAAAUUGCCAAAGAGAACAAUUCAGUUAUGUUGAUUUAUGUAUUGUAACUUUAGCAUCAUUGCAUUACCUUACAAAAUCCUUAAACAAUGGCCACACUACUGAAUUCAGUUAAACCAACUUCAAAUUUACAUGCAAAGUCAUCAAGAAAUGAUUGCAGUUUCAUCUAUACCCAUGUUCCAUAUCUUCACAAUCACACUUUCCCUUUCAAGAAAAUUUGUUUUUCUAGAGUUUUGGCUUCAACCCAUAUCACAAUUCCCUCAAAAGAUUCAGUUUUUAACCUGCCCAAUUGGAAAGCUGGGAGCAAUGACCAAAAGAGCAGAGGAAAUAAACUCAAUGAUGCAUUUCUUCAUUUAGAACACAUGGCUGGUAAGGGUUAUAAGCCUGAGGUGACUCAAGCAACUCAGCUUUUGUAUGAUCUUUGUAAGUCUGGUCAAUCUUUAAAAGCUAUUAAGGUUAUGGAGAUUAUGGUAAGUUCAGGUACUAGACAUGAUGAUGCUUCAUAUUCAUUUUUGAUUAAUUAUUUGUGUAGGACAGGUAAUGUUGGGUAUGCAAUGCAAUUGGUUGAAAAAAUGGAAGGGGGUGGUUUUCCAACUAAUAAUGCUACUUAUAACACUUUGGUUAAAGGGUUUUCUGUGCAUGGGAAAUUCAAUCAGUGUAUGCAGCUUUCAGAUAGGUUGAUAAAGAAGGGUCUUGUUCCGAAUGAAGUUACAUUUUCUAUCUUGCUCGAAGUUGCUUACAAGGAAAGGGGAGUAGAUGAAGCAAUGAAUCUGCUAGAUGAUAUAAUUGCGAAGGGUGGUAAGCCUAAUUUGUUUAGCUACAAUGUGUUGUUGACGGGGUUGUGUAAGGAAGGUAGAACCGAAGAAGCUAUUAAGUUUUUCCGAGAGUUGCCGGAAAAAGGGUUUAAGCCUAGUGUUGUCAGUCAUAACAUUUUAUUAAGGAGUUUGUGCUAUGAAGGGCGAUGGGAGGAAGCGUACGAGCUUUUAGCACAGAUGGAUAGAGAGGGUCAGACUCCUUCGGUAGUUACAGUCAACAUAUUGAUCUCCUCUCUUUCUUACGAUGGAAGAAUUGAACAAGCUUUCAACAUUUUAGAUGAAAUGACCAGAAGUGGAUUCAAGGUGACUGCUAAUUGCUAUAAUCCGAUUAUUGCCCGUCUCUGCAAGGAAGGGAAGGUGGAUCUUGUAGUUCAGUGUCUAGACCAAAUGAUUAGUCAGCGGUUUUUCCUUAAUGUAGGAACGUACAAUGCUAUUUCCUUGCUUUGUGAGCAAGGGAAGGUAAAGGAGGCUUUCUUAAUAUUUGAAACAUUGGGUAAAAAACGAAACUGCCCUAUUAAUGAUUUCUACAAAGACGUGAUUGGACUCUUGUGUUGGAAAGGGAAUACUUAUCCAGCUUUUCAGUUAUUAUAUGAAUUGACAAUGCAUGGAUUUACACCAGAUUCCCUUACUUACUCAUCUUUGAUAAGAGGAUUGUGUAGAAGAGGAAUGCUUGAUGAGGCUCUCGAGAUAUUCAGGAUUUUGGAAGAACAUCAUUAUGUUCCUGAUGUUGAUAACUACAAUACACUUAUACUUGGAUUUUGCAAAUCUCAACAAAUAGACUUGUCGAUAGAGAUAUUUCAGAUGAUGGUCAACAAAGGAUGCAUGCCUAAUGAGAUAACCUAUACCAUUCUUGUUGAAGGGCUUUGUUUUGAAGAAGAAGUGGAUUUAGCAGCUAACCUGAUGAAAGAGUUGUAUUCGAAAGGGGUUCUGAGUCAAAGUACUGUCGAAAGACUUUCUAUACAAUUCGACCUCAAGGAGUUAACAGGGUAGAGAGAUAUAUACAAUCAAAGUAUAUAUAACAAAAGAAUGUAAGUAGGGAUUUUGCCUCAUUCAGUUAUGGAAGUAGAUUUCUUAUUUAUUAUUGAUUUAUUAGUGAAACUAAGUUCCUGAAUUGUUGAAAUUUUCGUUGAAGUUAUAAUUUAUAGAUGAAUAAUGAAAGUUUCAAUGCAGAGAAUUUGAUGCUGA